This is a messenger RNA of Brugia malayi, 111 nucleotides long. RefSeq lists its product as uncharacterized. The transcript has 3 exons. The coding region runs from base 1 to 111 and encodes 36 amino acids. NCBI's taxonomy places the organism in Eukaryota, Metazoa, Nematoda, Chromadorea, Rhabditida, Onchocercidae. The record is from RefSeq and is a predicted model, not a curated record.
AUGGGUGCAGCUGUGAUUCUAUUUCUACUCAUUUUAAUUGGCCUCGGAAGCUCAGGCACGAAUGAAACAGGGUGGUGGUGGUGGACCUCAAUAAAGGCUCAAAAUACAUAA